GUCACGUUCUGUCCAGUAAAGGUGACGGCAGGCAACACACAUGUACAGGCUGUAGUAUCGCUGGCCCUGCUGAUCGCAAAUCUAUAUAGAUACAUGCACAUUCGACGAAACUUGGAAGAUAUCAUACAGACGUUUCCUAGUGUAAAACUAUGAACUUCAACCAGAUAUCAACAUAUUCAAAACUGUGAUACUGGAUUUUGACGAGAAAUUUUGAUUUACGAUUCUCACCACAGAACUGAAUUUGGUUUUGAAAUAUCUACAAUGGCUGGGAGACUCGCGAAGAACGUAACAGAGGAAUUCCUGACAUGUCCGGUGUGUUUAGAGCGAUUCAAAGAGCCCCGGACAUUGCCCGGAUGUGAGCAUUCCUUCUGUCUUGCUUGUCUAGCAGGACAUAUAGACCGAACUCUAUCAGACGACACAUUUCGCUGUCCGGUCGAUAGAGCAGAAAUCAAAUUGACAAAUGACGUUAAGGAUCCCUGGGUCAUUGCAGCUAGCUAUGACGUCAACCCAACACUGGAUGGAUUUUUACGUGUUGUUCACAACGACAUACGACGAAAUAGCGACGCUCCAUCAUUCUACUGCUUCGCAUGCCAGACGUUGACAACUGCCGAGGCAGCGGUAGAGGGGCACAAGGGCGACGACUGUGAGUGCAUCAAGCUAUCCAAGGCCUAUACCAGAGUCUUACCGUCUCUCGUAGGCUACAGACAAGAUCUGGAAAAGAUGCUUCGCGAAACUGACAGGUUGCGCUGGCAGAAGAAUGGAACAACAGGCCUGUCAGAGUCUCAGCAAGAGGUACUACAACAGAUCGAACUGUACGAAUCCAAACUUGAGACGUUUUACAUGGAUACGAAGGAAAAGGUGAGUUUGCUGAAGGGAGAGGUCUUGGAGUACGUUGUCGAACAAGAUGUCGGCGAGGUUGAAGAUGACAUGGAAGCGGUUCGAGAUCAGAUCAAAGACGCGUAUAUCGACCUGAAUGACGCGAUUGACGACGAGAACAUGGGGUGCCUGUUGAUGUCAUUCUCGGACAUGAAACCGAAGAUUACAAAGCUUCGAAAACGCCUAAACUCUACACUCGGCAAAAGUUCACGUAACUGUAGCUUCGAGUUUGUUCCGGAUCCAAAACUACAAGAGCUCUUUCACAAUCAGCUGAACUUCGGUACGCUGCAUUCUAUCGAACACUUCAAUUUCAGUGGCCAGCCUAAUCCAAGCGAGGCCUCCCGCGUUAACUUCUAUGACGUAGCCGUUAAUGGGAAAUACAUCAUCAUUACAGAUGGUGAGAAUGGUAUCAUCAGGCGCUUCCUUAUCGACGGAAGCUACGUCGACAGCAUGUCAAUCACCAAUCCCUGUCGGAUCACCUUCACAGCAGAAAGCGAAAUCGCUGUCACUAGAUUCUUCAAGAAGAAAAUAACAACAAUAACCCUCGGUAGAAAAAUGCACGUGAAAGAUCACAUGAAGACCAAGCGUUCCUAUGUGGGGAUAUGUUUUCUCAGUCACGACAAAUUCGCCGCAACUUUCUACAGCGACGAUGAACGAUCCGGAAUCGAUAUUAUUUCUAAAAAGGGCGAAAUUCAACACUCGCUUCUCAGUAACACUUCCGGAGCUGGGAAUGACCCACUCUUUCUAGUCCCUAUGUUCCUGACGAAAACGUCGAACGGAAACAUUGUAUUCUGUGACUUUAGCGAUACCCGCCAUGUCAUGUGUGUGAGUGACGCGCUUUCGCCGCUGUGGUGUCGUCAAGUUGAGAGCACGCCUUGUGGAGUCACGUGUGACGCAGACACGGUGUACGUUAGUUUGCCGGAUGCGAAUCACGUGAUUGCACUCGACCAAAAGGACGGCGAGAAAUUGAGAAACAUUGUAAAGCCAACUGAUGGGGUGAAACGUCCGUACGCGACGAGCGCGUGCGGUGGAGAACUUGUCAUUACAGAGGACGAAUCCGACAAGAUCCAUAUAUUCCGUGUAUGACGUCGUAAUUUUAUGUAAGUCAUGAGAACGUUGAAUAAUGGUAUUGCAUCUACGGGAGGUCCACAGAGCAUUCCGUGCUUGACAUUCGGAAUGUCCCAUCCGUGUUUGGCGUCAGGAGGGUCCGUAUGCUGUCUAGGCUAGACGCGUGGGUCGACUGCAAUAUUCAUAAUUACUGAUUGCACAUGCCUUCCUCGUUUGCCACCCACGUAUUUAGUUCUGUUGAUGCGAGAGGACAAAUAGAGCAAGUCACUGCCAACGUGAAAAAUGAACAGACUUUGGAAACUACGUGUAGGUCUGUGAUAAUUGCACAAAGAAAAAUACAAGUUAAAUAGUUUAUACACACACAUGUUCUAGAGUCAUGAAGCAGUGUUUAGCCCGUCAUGCAAGUAGUGUCAGAUUAUCAAAUGUAAUUCAUUCUGUUUCAUUUUAUAUCAUACCCAUGUUGCCUAUGGGUAUACUAAUGCGCCGGAUUAUACCCUUGUUGAGUUACAUAUCGUUGUGUGAUGUAUAUAGUAUACAUACAUGUAUAUAUACGGGUGUUGUUAAAUGAAUGCCAUUUGAUCACUGUAUUUGGCAAAAUAUUAAAUGAA
Messenger RNA from Mizuhopecten yessoensis (Yesso scallop), 2552 nucleotides. RefSeq lists its product as uncharacterized. Gene Ontology annotation, molecular function: ubiquitin-protein transferase activity. The transcript has a single exon. NCBI's taxonomy places the organism in Eukaryota, Metazoa, Mollusca, Bivalvia, Pectinida, Pectinidae. Gene Ontology annotation, cellular component: nucleoplasm; chromatin. The record is from RefSeq and is a predicted model, not a curated record. Gene Ontology annotation, biological process: positive regulation of DNA-templated transcription. The coding region runs from base 262 to 1962 and encodes 566 amino acids.